Galeopterus variegatus (Sunda flying lemur) is the source of this 3075-nucleotide messenger RNA. RefSeq names its product ATP-binding cassette, sub-family D (ALD), member 3 (gene ABCD3). The record is from RefSeq and is a predicted model, not a curated record. Gene Ontology annotation, cellular component: peroxisomal membrane. NCBI's taxonomy places the organism in Eukaryota, Metazoa, Chordata, Mammalia, Dermoptera, Cynocephalidae. Gene Ontology annotation, molecular function: ATP binding; ABC-type transporter activity; ATP hydrolysis activity. The transcript has 21 exons. Bases 28 to 1680 code for a protein of 550 amino acids. Gene Ontology annotation, biological process: fatty acid beta-oxidation; peroxisome organization; very long-chain fatty acid catabolic process.
UUAAGGCUCACACAGAUUCUGAAAAUCAUGGUCCCUAGAACAUUUUGUAAAGAGACAGGUUACUUGAUACUUAUUGCUGUUAUGCUGGUGUCUCGAACAUAUUGUGAUGUUUGGAUGAUUCAAAAUGGGACACUCAUUGAAAGUGGUAUCAUUGGUCGUAGCAGAAAAGAUUUCAAGAGAUACUUAUUCAACUUCAUUGCUGUCAUGCCUCUCAUUUCUCUGGUUAAUAACUUCCUGAAGUAUGGCUUAAAUGAGCUCAAAUUGUGCUUCCGAGUAAGACUCACUAAAUACCUCUAUGAGGAGUAUCUUCAAGCUUUCACAUAUUAUAAAAUGGGAAAUCUGGACAACAGAAUAGCUAAUCCAGACCAGCUGCUAACACAAGAUGUAGAAAAAUUUUGUAACAGUGUAGUUGAUCUGUAUUCAAAUCUUAGUAAGCCAUUUUUAGACAUAGUUUUGUAUAUCUUCAGGUUAACAAGUGCAAUUGGAGCUCAGAAUGUGUUUUCACAUGGUGUACCUAACAAAGUCUGUGAAGAAAUUGCCUUUUACAAUGGGAAUAAAAGAGAAAAGCAGACAAUCCACUCAGUCUUCCGAAAACUGGUGGAGCAUCUACAUAAUUUCAUUUUGUUUCGGUUCUCUAUGGGCUUCAUUGAUAGCAUAAUUGCCAAAUAUCUUGCAACUGUAGUUGGUUACCUGGUUGUCAGUCGUCCUUUCCUAGAUUUGUCUCAUCCUCGACAUCUCAAGAGUACACAUUCAGAACUGCUGGAGGACUACUACCAAAGUGGAAGAAUGCUUUUGCGAAUGUCUCAAGCUCUGGGUCGAAUAGUUUUGGCUGGGCGCGAAAUGACUAGAUUGGCUGGUUUUACUGCUCGGAUUACAGAAUUAAUGCAAGUAUUAAAGGAUUUAAAUCACGGCAAAUAUGAACGCACAAUGGUUUCACAACAGGAAAGGGGAAUUGAAGGAGCACAAAUCAUUCCCUUAAUACCUGGUGCUGGAGAAAUCAUCAAUGCAGAUAACAUUAUAAAGUUUGAUCAUGUUCCUUUAGCUACGCCAAAUGGAGAUGUCUUGAUCCAAGACCUUAGUUUUGAAGUUCGAUCUGGGGCCAACGUUCUAGUUUGUGGUCCAAAUGGCUGUGGAAAGAGUUCACUUUUCCGUGUUCUUGGUGAAUUAUGGCCUCUUUUUGGAGGACAUCUAACCAAACCUGAGAGAGGAAAGUUAUUUUAUGUUCCUCAGAGACCUUAUAUGACCCUUGGAACACUUCGAGACCAAGUAAUAUAUCCAGAUGGAAGAGAAGAUCAGAAAAAGAAGGGGAUAUCUGACCUAGUACUGAAGGAAUACUUAGACAAUGUCCAGUUGGGUCAUAUCCUUGAACGGGAAGGAGGCUGGGACAGUGUUCAGGACUGGAUGGAUGUACUCAGUGGUGGAGAAAAACAAAGAAUGGCGAUGGCAAGAUUAUUUUAUCAUAAACCCCAGUUUGCCAUUUUGGAUGAAUGCACUAGUGCGGUUAGUGUGGAUGUGGAAGGCUAUAUUUACAGUCAUUGUCGAAAGGUCGGCAUCACCCUCUUCACUGUGUCACAUAGAAAAUCUCUUUGGAAACACCACGAGUACUACCUGCGUAUGGAUGGCAGAGGAAAUUAUGAAUUCAAACAGAUAACAGAAGAUACAGUUGAGUUUGGCUCUUAGAGAAAUCUGGGGAACUGUAUCUGCUUCAAUGAAAUAAUUAAAGAAUACACUUAGAAAUACAAAGUACAUUGUAAAAUAAAGUUGAGCUUUCCUUUUUUUUUUACACAAAGCAAAAGAUUAACUAGAUACAGAAUAAUUGAAGACAAGUUGUUAAAACAUUUAAUAUUAUAUAGGAUAUUGCUAAUUGUGUAUAUGUUGGUUUAAUUAUUAAUAUGUACUAAGAAUGUCCUUAUUCUUGUGGUUAAAACCUGCCUAAAUUAAAUUGGGCUUAAAUUAGUGUAACCUGAUUCAUCCUGGGAUGUAAACCAUUUGAAGUCAGCUAAUUUGACUUUUAUGGCUCUGUCUUUUCCUUCAAUGAAGAACCCUGUUUAAAACUGGGGUCAUCAUUUGUCCUAUUCUAACAAGAUAGUCCUGAGUUUCAUUUUCUUGUGCCCCAUGGUAGUGGGAAACAAAUCGUAAUGUAUUAUUAAAAUGUAUAACAUCAUUGCAUAAUAGCAUUUAUUACACAGUGGCAGAUUUUUUUAGCUGUCGCAAUUAUAUACUCAUCCCUUGUAUAUGUCUUGGGGUGCAUUUGACUCCAGGAAGGCCAUUUGUAUUUUCUUUAGCUAAAUAAAUGCCCCUCUCAAUCUGCAGUAUUGCGUUAUUUGAGGGUUCUUUGUGGUGAUGUAACAAAUGUAUAUGUGCAGUCUUGCUUACAAGGAGUGGUUACUACAUGUCACACCUAAUCUUCACAAUGUUUGGGGUAUUAAAACACAAAGUCCUUACAUGUCAUGCUCAAGGUCUUACAAGUAUUUUAGAUUUUUAAAAGAAUUGGAAAGAUUGUGUAUUGUAAGAAGCCCAUUCAUUAGAAGUAUGGUGGUUAGAUGGUAUUAAAUUCCAGAUGAGCCAUAGGAAUGCACUACAUGAAUGCACUAAGUAUGAAAUGCUAUCACUGUCUUUGAUCGUGAUUUUGUUUAAAAAAUGUUAUAAAAUUAUUAUGCAUAUGGAUGAAUUUUGUUUUCUAGGCACUGGUUUAUUUCUGUGAAUUUUGAAUAACUUUUUAAUAUUUUGGUUAUUAUGUUGAACUAUCUUAAUGGAAAUCAAUCUCAGCUCACCAAACCACCGUUAAUAACUACAUGUAUUAUUUGCACAGGGAGAACUGAAAGUGAAUAUAAUUAAUAAGCUAGAUUUGAAAUCAGUUUUACCAAACUGAGGUUCAGAAAGGGGCAUUUUGUACUCUUCUUUCUACAUAACCAGUUUUGUUUUUUUCAGAAUUAACUAUAAGAAUCACUGGCUACCAAAGUAAACUCGAUGUACUGAUUCCAUAAUAUGUAACAUUCAGUUUUUACCAAUUCUCUUUAGCAAACUUGUGUACCUAUUUUCUGUUCGGAUUAAAAAAAAAUCAGAUACCCUAUA